CUCAUGGAAAUCUCCGAGCUCAAAGGAAUCAGUAGAGUGAUUCAUAGGCAGGAGUUGCUGCUCUUGCGACGAGGACGACCUCACAGUGGCUUCAAGAACAAAAGAAGUCACUGGUUAGAAUCCGAGUCGACACGGGAUGAAGCAGCCUUGCAGUAGAUCAAUGUCUUCAAUACCUUUACCACACCUUGCAUGGCUUGAAGACGGUCUCCCUCUGCUGCACUCCUCGUGCGCUGGUAGUCCUCGCAGCAAUGAUGUUAUCGCUGGCACAACACCAUCUUUUAAAGCGGAGAUGGAGAAGCACAACACAACUCGUCCGAACAUCGCGGAAACCAAGUGUCUAUCAAAAAGCUCUCAUCGAGGAGGAGUGUGCCGAG
Amoebophrya sp. A25 is the source of this 374-nucleotide messenger RNA. The record is from the annotation of a GenBank genome assembly. NCBI's taxonomy places the organism in Eukaryota, Dinophyceae, Syndiniales, Amoebophryaceae.